AUGGCGGCGGCGGAUGUCGAGCGUACCAAGUUGGAAUCCUCGUUCCGUAAUUUAAAAUUAUCUGGUCAUGUUGGAUUUGACAGUCUUCCAGACCAAUUGGUGAAUAAAUCUGUCCAAAAUGGAUUUGUGUUCAAUAUCCUCUGUAUCGGGGAGACUGGACUUGGAAAGUCUACUCUCAUGGAUUCCCUUUUCAAUACAAGCUUCGAAUCUACUCCAAGUACACAUAAUCUUCCUUCUGUAAAACUUAAAGCACAUACGUAUGAAUUACAAGAGAGCAACGUUAGGCUAAAGCUUACUAUAGUAGACACGGUUGGAUAUGGGGAUCAAAUUAAUAAGGAAGACAGUUUCAAAGCAGUUGUUGAUUACAUAGAUGCUCAGUUUGAAGCAUAUUUGCAAGAAGAGUUGAAAAUAAAGCGCUCUCUGGCAACUUAUCAUGACAGUCGUAUUCAUGUUUGCCUGUAUUUCAUUUGCCCUACUGGUCAUGGAUUAAAAUCCAUUGACCUUGUCUGUAUGAAAAAAUUAGACACAAAAGUCAACAUCAUUCCAAUUAUUGCUAAAGCUGACACGAUAUCAAAAACAGAAUUACAAAAGUUCAAGAGCAAAAUUAUAUCCGAAUUACAAAAUAACGGAGUUCAUAUUUAUCAAUUUCCUACCGGCGACGAGAGCGUGGCCGAAGUAAAUUGUAGUAUGAAUGCUCAUGUACCUUUUGCAGUAGUUGGUAGCACUGAUUUUGUUCGAGUUGGAAACAAAAUUAUGCGCUCCCGACAGUAUCCAUGGGGUACAGUGCAAGUUGAAAAUGAAUCCCAUUGCGAUUUCGUUAAAUUGCGCGAAAUGUUGAUACGAACAAAUAUGGAAGAUAUGAGGGAAAAAACGCACUGCCGUCAUUACGAGCUCUAUCGUAAAAAGCGGUUGGAACAGAUGGGAUUUAGCGAUGUUGAUAGUGAAAAUAAACCAGUUAGUUUUCAACAGACCUGCGAAGCAAAGAGAUCCAUCCAUUUGCAAGAGCUACAACAGAAGGAGGAUGAGAUGCGGCAGAUGUUCGUGGUACGCGUGAAAGAGAAGGAAGCCGAAUUGAAAGAAGCAGAAAAAGAGUUGCAUAACAAAUUCGAUAAACUGAAAAAAGAUCACACGGAAGAGAAGAAAAAGGUGGAAGAGAGCAGAAAGAAGCUUGAAGACGAUAUUUUAGAAUUGAACAGACGCAAAAUGCAAUUCACUCAACAGCUGCAACAUCAUACCCUAACAUUAGGAAAGAGCAAGAAAAGAUAAAACGUUCGCCAUUGGCCAUACAUCUUGUAACAAAUAAAUUACGACGCCACACAUACAUUCUAACUACACGUAACGAGUAUUAUUAUUUUAAUUACUUGAUACUUGACUGCUGAAGUUAAUAAUUAAAUUAUCCAAAGUUUACGAGCGCUGUAACUUUUAUCGUCUUCUUAUAUCAUUUAUAUAAUAAUUAUAGGUUUUACUUACG
Messenger RNA from Colletes gigas, 1471 nucleotides. RefSeq names its product septin-2 (gene Septin2). Bases 1 to 1266 code for a protein of 421 amino acids. The transcript has 6 exons. NCBI's taxonomy places the organism in Eukaryota, Metazoa, Arthropoda, Insecta, Hymenoptera, Colletidae. Gene Ontology annotation, biological process: cytoskeleton-dependent cytokinesis. Gene Ontology annotation, molecular function: GTP binding; molecular adaptor activity; GTPase activity. Gene Ontology annotation, cellular component: septin complex; microtubule cytoskeleton; cell division site. The record is from RefSeq and is a predicted model, not a curated record.